Messenger RNA from Achroia grisella, 1349 nucleotides. RefSeq names its product zinc finger protein 37 homolog. Bases 56 to 1168 code for a protein of 370 amino acids. Gene Ontology annotation, cellular component: nucleus. NCBI's taxonomy places the organism in Eukaryota, Metazoa, Arthropoda, Insecta, Lepidoptera, Pyralidae. The transcript has a single exon. The record is from RefSeq and is a predicted model, not a curated record. Gene Ontology annotation, molecular function: zinc ion binding.
UAGGUUCAUACCUAAAUAGAAAAAGGUAAUAAAUUUCUAAACCGAUCUAACAAUAAUGACUACAUCAUACUAUUUGUUGCGAAUGUUAAAAAACAAAAAACCAAACGUACAUAAUUACUAUUUGGAUUUGCCGAAAAAAUCUAUAAAAACAAAAGUUGACCUACAUACAAAAUGCAGAGUUUGCCUUGAAAAUGGUACAAUAUCUAUAUAUAAUGAAAAUUCUGACGCUGUUGCGGCUUUGCAAUAUUUUGGUGAUAUUGUAAUUAAUGACGAUGAUGAAUAUCCAAAAUUACUAUGUGAUACUUGUUUUGAAUUUAUUAAAGCUGCUAUGUUGUUCAGAAGUACAGCCAAACGUUCGGACGAAUUACUACGAAAACAAGUUAAAGAAGAAACUGAUGUAGCAGAAAUCUUGGAUAGUACUUUAGAUUCCGAUUUCGAUAACACUGACUGUAUAACAUAUGAUAAUCCAGCUACUCAGAAAUGGUUAAAUGAAUCUAAACUUGAAGAUGAAAGUGUUAAAAUAGAGGAAAAGAAAGAGAAAAGUAAACAUACACUUAAAGUUACGUGUCAUAUCUGUCACAAGAUUAUAAAUCGGUCAUAUUAUAAAGAGCAUAUUACAAUGCAUGAUCCAGAUCACAAGAAAUAUGUUUGUGAUGUUUGUGGGAAGUCAUUUAGAUUACGUUGUGCAUAUCACAAUCAUAGCUUAAGGCACAGGAAUGAUUUUCCAUAUAAAUGUACAUUUUGUCCAUAUAAAGGACGUUAUGCAGAAUUGUUAAAAACACAUAUGAGGACACACACUGGAGAUUAUCGAUACAUGUGUACUGAAUGUCCUGCCAGAUUUUUAUUUAAAAGCAACCUUAAUAGUCACAUGUUAAAACAUAAAGAGCCACAGUAUAAAUGUGAUGCCUGUAAAAGGGGCUUUCAUACAAAGCUCAUGUUGCAGAGACAUUUUGAAGCUGACCAUUUAGGAAUAAAGAAUCAUGUUUGCAAUAUGUGUGGUAAGGCAUUUGGAUAUAGAAAUGCAAUGAUGAAACAUCAAAGACAUGUGCAUAAAAGAGAAAAGUUGCUCUUUGGCAGAAUGCCCUCAUAUUUAGAAGCAGAAAAUAAAAAACAAGAUGGUAAUCAUUUUAUGUCUGUUAGAUCACCACUAAACCAAGUAUCCCCUUGAGGUAAUAAUACUAAUCCCAUAAAUAAUACAAAUUAUUUAUGGGACACCUGUAAGUGAACGGUUAUUGACGAUGGUUGACGAUCAGUUACUAUCAGAAAAAUAAGGUCAUACAUAUUACAUGGUUCCAUUAUGUAGUUUAAUAUUAAUAUAUUAAAAAUAUUGAGUAGUGAGAUUGCUGUAU